AUGACACGUCUAGUUGCCUUAUGUACAAUUCUCUUAUUGUUGAACUCGACUUAGGCUUACUUCAUUGAUAAGGCACAUCGUCAACAAGCUCAAGAAUUGAUAAACAAAUUUGUUUUCGGAUUCACAUAAUAAUUUGAUGCCCUCUCCGCAGAAGGUCUGGAUCACAUAGGAAACAUGAAACUGGCAUUCGAUUAUUGGAUAACCAAGUUUAAAAUCCAUGGUUUCGACAAGAUGAGUAUAAAUUUUGAUGUAGAUCACGACAUCCUUGAAAUCACUCUGCCUACAGUUAAUCUAGACAUCAUUGUUGAAGAUUCCUAUACCAUCCCUGUAAAAAUAGAGAACUUAACUGCUUCAAUUAUCUUUGACAUUGAUCCAACUCGAUUCAGAUGUUAAGGAGUUGAAUUUGAUUAUGAUAAUGUGUCCUUGGAUGUGAAUUUGGUUGUCCAAUACUUUAGUAAAAUGUUAUUGUCCCUCGACAUGGUGAAGAAUGCUAUCAAAACAGCUGAAUUGCCUAUUAGAAAUGUUAUCGUUUAGACAAUCAGAAGCAAUCACGAAAGACUUUAUCGUUUACUCUCUGACUUAAGGGCUGGUCACUUUGAUGCAGAUGCUCUCUUAGCCAAACUCCCAGAAGUCCAUCAUACUAGAAUUGAUCACAGAGAGUACCUCAUCAAUGUCAGAACCAUUUUUGGAUACGAAUCUUAAAGAGAAAAAGAGAAAAAAGUAGAUUUAUGAAAUAGAGUAUAUAUAUAUAAUUUAAGUUUAUUAUUAUUUUAUCAUUAUCUCA
Paramecium tetraurelia is the source of this 784-nucleotide messenger RNA. RefSeq lists its product as uncharacterized. The transcript has 4 exons. The record is from RefSeq and is a predicted model, not a curated record. Lineage: Eukaryota; Ciliophora; Oligohymenophorea; Peniculida; Parameciidae.